AUGGGAAAUUCUAUAGAGAUUAAUCAAACUCUAUCUUAUACCACUAUUUAAGGAUAAGAGAUACUUCUUCCUUUUAAGGAGCUAAAAGGAAAUUAAAACUUUCCUAAAGUACCCCAAAGAGAAAAAGAUAUUGAAAUAAUGUUUUAAAAAUGGCUUAGCAAAGUAAACUAUAUAAAUAUUGUGACAGAUUGUGAUUGGAAGAAGAGAGAAAGAAAAAUUAAAAGGAAUUCCUCUGAAAUAUAAAUUUAGAUUAUGUUGCAAACAUGACUAAAUCAUUUAAGAGAUAACUAAAGGGGAAUAAUAUAAAUAGAAAGUGGUAUAAGAAACAGAAUAAUUAAUUUAAAAAGUAUUAGCAUAAUAAGAUAUUGUUUCAUUAGAAGGUACAUCUUAUAUUAUAUAAAAUUUAAGCUUUGUAGAGAAAUUUAACAAAUGAUGAAUUUCUUGAACAUAAAAUUGUUUUGCUUGCUAAAGUAGAUCUGAUUGCUAAAUUAAUUGUAGAAUUGAAGACUUAAGAGUUAUUAUCUAGACAUUCUAAAAAUUUUAGGGAUCAGAUUGUUAUUAUUAAAAUUUUCGAAAAGCUACUACAUCAUGAAACAGGUAAUCUUUAAAAUUCAUUUAUUUAAUAGGUGUUUAAUAAUUAUGUGAUACUUCUAAUUUUUUCUAAAUCAUGUUUAGUACAUUCCAUCCAGUAGAACCUGAAAUUACAGGAUUAAUGCUAUAAGUUUUAGGUGGUAAGUCUGGUUUAUGUUGGCAACCUGAAUGUUUAGACAAUAUUCUAGAUGCCAUGACAGAGUAUUAAAAUAAUCAUAGAUUAUAAACAAAGUAAUUAAUAUUUUUUAUGUUAAAGAUUUGAUGUAAUAAUACGUAGUAUUUAUUAUACUAAGAAUUUAAUCAUUAUUUAUCAUUUACUUUAAUUUUUGUUUAAUUUUUUAUUUUCAGUUGAAAAACCUGAAUCUGAAACAUUACAUAAAGAAUUAUUAGAAACAGUAAUUAAUGGUAAAAGGAUUGAUGAAAUAUUUUAAUAAGUUAAAAUUAGAAUUGUAAAAGAUUACUAUUAAAUUGAAGAAUCUACUUAUUCAGGUGUUAGAUAAAAACUUGCUUAAUUCUAACAUCCUCUUGUUGAAAAAUAAUCUCAAGAAAAUGAUUUUUUUUCAAUGUAAAGAUUUAAAACAAUUACAGAAAAGCCUCCUAAAGAUUCUAUCAAACCUAAUAUUGAAUUUGAUUUAGAAGAAACAGGGAAAAUUAAAUUCGAAAAUUGUUUUUAUUUUGAAUAACAUGAUAUUAAGCUUUUUAGUAUUUUAAAAGUUCAAAUUUUUGAAUUAAUGGAUGGAAUAUUAAAUAUUGAUUCUAUUUUAAUUUAAAUAGAAAAUGAUGAUAAUGAACAAACUGAAAUUGUUUCUAAUCCUAAUGAAGUUUUUAAUGAAAUGCAAACCUUGGCUGAAGUAGAUGAAGAUGAGGAAGAAGAUUAUGAUAAUAGAUUAGUCAGUUUCUCAAAAAUAAAGAAUAAUGAUUAAUUUAGAAAUUAAGGUAAUAUGAUCAAAUAUGCCAACGCUAAUUUGUAGUAAGAAUAUAAUGCAUUGGAAGAAAAACAUUAAAUUCUAUUUUCUAAAUAUGAAGAAAUUGAAAAAUAAUGUAGAGAAUUAUCCUUGAAAUUAAUUGAUGAGUAAGAAAAAAACAAAAAGCUUGAAGAAUAGAAUGAAAAAUUAUUAUAUCAUACUACAAAUUAAAAUUAAGAUUAAGUGAAUACAUUAAUUUAAGAAUAAAUUGAAUUUUAAAAAUAAUAACAUUAAGUAUAAAUGAAUAAUUUGACAGAAGAAAUGAUUUCAUUAAAAGAUUAUAUUCAAAAUUAAAAUUUAAUGGAGAAUUAAUUAAUUAAUUAAAUUGAAAUCGAAAGAACAAAAGUAUAAACAUAGAAAUAAUAAAUUGAUUUAUUGUAACGAUAUAUUGAUUAAUAUGCUUCCCCUUCAAUUUUGGAUAGAAAUGAUGAAAAAUAAAAUGAAGAUUAGAAGUCAUAAACUGAUAGGAUUAUAAAUGAAGAUAAAAAAUAAAAUGAAGAUAAAUAAUAAUUAAUAUUAAAGGAAGAUUUUUAAUAAAAAGAAUAAAAUGAAGAUUAAAAUAUUGAAAAAAUAAUAGUGUAAGAAUAAUAAUAAACAAUUUAAAAUGAAAAAAAAAUUGAAAAUUAAACUAUAACAGAAGAUAUAUUACAGAAUGAUUAAAAUAAUUCAAAUAAGUAACUUAAAAUUGUAAAUUAUAAAAUGCAAAUGAUUGAUAGUGAAUCAUAGACUAAUCAAAAAUCCUAUAUAACAUAAGAAGUAUAAACUAUUUUUGAAUUUCCUACUAAUCCUUCUACUUAAGUAACAGCUUAAGAAUAAAAGGAUAAAUAGGCAAAUUCAUCUCAAACUACUAUAUAAGUAGCUCAACCUCCUCUACCACCAUCACCUCAACCUCCUCCAAAUUUAAAUACAAAUAGACCUCUACCACCACCACCACCACCUCCACCACCUCCUCUAAAUUCAAAAACAAAUGGACCUCCUCCACCUCCACCUCCACCUCUUAAAGGAAUUUAAUAAACACCUAAAGCAUAAGAAUCUCCAUUUCCAUUUAAUAAAACUGAACUUAUUCCAUCUGUUCCUACUAAAACUUUAAAUUGGAUUUUGAUUUAACCGUAAAAUCUGAAAAAUACAAUUUAUGAGUAGAUUUAUAAGGAAACUUAUGAAAUAGAUACAAAAUAUUUAGAAACCUAUUUUUAUAAAAUUUAAACUUCAUCUUCUACAUAAUAGUAAAAUAGUGACAAUACUGUUAUAAAAAAAGUCGUCUAAACUAAAAUAUAAUUGAUUGCCACAGAUAGAUGUAAAAAUAUUGAACUAGUCUUGGGAAAAAUAAAGGUUCCAAAUGCAUUAAUUAUGAAAUCUUUAUUAUCAAUUGAUUUGAACAUACUUAAUGAUUCAGCAAUAGAUUCAUUAGAUACUAUAAUUCCAACUGAUGAAGAAAUUAAGAUUGUAUAAAUUAUAUGAUUAAUUUAAGGUUAGUGAAUUUUCAGGUUAAAGAGAUCUAUUGGGAGUUGUUGAAACUUUUAUUGAUAAUAUUAAAUAAAUUAAUGGUUUUUAAUAUAGAAUAAGAUCAUUAAAAUUUAGAUCUGUUUAUGAUGAUUAUAAAUAAGAUUUGAUUGAUAAAAUGGCAAUUUUAACCUCGAGAUUUUAAGAAAUAAGAAAUUUGUAAGGAUUAUAAAAAAUAUUGUUAAUAACAUUAAGUAUUGGAAACUUUUUAAAUGGUACACAUUUAUAUUUAAGAUUUCAGCCAAGACUCCAAGAGGUAAAGCUUUGGGUUUUAAAAUGGAGGCACUUGACAUUUGUGCUGAAAUUAAAACAUCUGAUAAUCAAAAUAAUAAUUUAUUAUUGUAUAUUAUAGAGAAGACAGAGUAAAUAAUAGGCAAUGAAAUAAUUUCUGAAGAAAGUAAUUAUAAUAUUUAUGAUUAGAAAUAAAAUCAUUUGAAAUUCUUCAAAGAGUUCCAGUUCAUCAAUUAGUAGUUGACUUAGGAGACAUCAAAAAAGGUUGUAGUUUUAUAAAAAAAGCUAUGGAUUCAUAAACAGAUGAUCCCUAAGAUUUAGUAGAAUAAAAAUUUAAGGAUGGUUAUGAAUCAAUCACAAAAGACAUUGAAGAACUUGAUAAGUAGAUGAAUCGUUUAGAAGAAGAGUAUAGAACUUGUGCAUAAUAUUAUGGUGAAAAUCCGAAAGAUUCAUCAGAUAAAUUUGGAGAUAAGAUUUUGAAAAUAUUCAGACAAAUCUUAAGAUAAAAAUUAGAAAAACAAUAAAGAGAUGAAAGAUAAAAGAGAUAAGAUGCUUUAAAAAAAAGAUAAAUGUUGAAAAGUACACCAUUAACAGCAAGAAGAGCAGAUGAAGGACCUAAACCACCUCCAAAAGAAGCAUAAAGAUAAUCUGUCCUUAAAUCAAUUUUACCAAGAUAAUCAAUCAAAGAUUCAAUUAAACUUGAAGUGCCUGGAAAUAAGGUUCCUAAAAAGAGUUUUAUAGCCAAUGAAAUUAGCUAACUUCGCCAUAUGAAAUAGGUUAGAGCUAGUAUAUUAACAAUUAACAAAAAAUGAAAUCC
Messenger RNA from Paramecium sonneborni, 4104 nucleotides. The record is from the annotation of a GenBank genome assembly. Lineage: Eukaryota; Ciliophora; Oligohymenophorea; Peniculida; Parameciidae.